AUGGUCGAACAGUCGGUGCUCACCGCAAGACCGUCACGGCCAGAACGAACGGCUUCGACCACCUACGAGCUUCCAUCAGACACAUCCGACGCUGCGACGUCAGGUCGACAGGCGCAGCAAGUGAAAGAACGUGCUCCCACCACACCGACCACACCCACAUUCAUCCUAUCGCCGACGAACAUCUUUGGUGCCCUUGGCGGCGAAAAGGCUGGCGAGCCUAUGCUCCUUGGCGGCUGGAGUCGGAGCAGAUCUUUUCAAGCAAAGGGAGCAAAGCAGCGUCCUUCCCUCCACAACCCUUCCGCUGUGCUUUCGGACAACAGCAAGACCGACGUCGCUUCGCUAUCCUCGCAUGCGGACAAUGGCGACAAUGAAAAGGGCGCAACAUCGUCAGCAAGAGCGUCACGAUCGCGGGCUGGGCUGUUUGGACUCCCUUCGCUCCGAUACAUGCUCUACACACGCAAGGGGCGCAGGGACGUUGCCACCCACCUGCGCGCCUGGAGCUCUUACAAGAAGAUUCUCGUGCUCGCACUGAUGCUCGUCGUUUCCAUCAGGUUGCUCUUGGCUCCCUCCGCGCCGCUCGAGCGAGGCGUCAACGGUCGCAUCGCCUCGCACAAAUCCACCGAUGCCGUCUUCCUCAACCACUGGAUCGACCACGUCGUUGACCAUCCCGUACGCGCCAGAGAUAAGGCCGGCUUCGCAGAGAUGGGUCUGCGUACCGAGGUCUACUCACAUCUGCUGCGUCACAAGAACGUGCCCAACUUUGACCGCAUGGAACGCGCUCUCUGGCCGUUCGUGCCUGGUAUCAACCAGCUCCGAAAGUGGUGGCAGGCUUCGGUGCAAGCCAAACCUCAUCAGUACGCCGCUGCCUCUACCUCUGCCGCUCCUAGCACUCGAGAGAAGCUGUUUUCGCGUGGAUUCGGCAGCGGACCGCUAAUCCAGCACGGCUCGCGAGGCAUCGUCAUGUCGCUCGGCUACAAGGGCUCCGUGUUCGCUUCGCAGUUCAUCUCGAUCAUCCGCGAAAAGCACCACAACGACAUCCCCAUCGAGCUGUACUACUACGGCGAUUCGGAUCUGCCUACCAAGUACCGCGAUUACCUCACAAAGACCUACCGCAACGUCCGCUGCAUCGACUUGGAAUCGCUCGGCCUCUUUGACCCGGAUCUGGUCAAACUCGAACGUCAAGGUUUCGCCAUUAAGCCGUUCGCUCUGCUGGCUACCAACUUUACAGAGGUCAUCCUCGCCGAUGCAGAUGCCAUCCUGCUCGAGGAUCCCGACCACUUCUUCGAAGAGCCUGGUUACCUUGACACGGGUACGCUCUUCUUCCACGAUCGCGAUCACCUCCGCAAGGGCGCGGACGACAUCAUCCAGAACUUCAUGAACAAUCAGCUCUCGCUCCGCGGGCCAUCCCCUCGACUCGCGUCGAGCGAAUUCUGGAAGAAGAAGGGCAUCUUUGAGCAAGAGUCCGGCAUCGUCGUGGUCGACAAGAGAAAGACAGACGUGUUUGCAGCUUUGCUCUUCACUGCGUGGCAGAACAUGGGCGAGAUCAGAGAGAAGACCACGUACCGCAUCUGGUGGGGAGACAAGGAGACUUUCUGGCUGGCGUUUGAAUUCGCCAACUUCCCGUACUACUUUGUGCCGAGAUAUGCGCAGGCUAUCGGCACGACGAGGAGGGUGAGUCCGGCGGAAAAGCUCGAGCGCGCUGCCAAGGCCAAAGCCAAGGCGGAGAAGGCCAAAGCCAAGGAGGAAGCGGAAAAGGCGAAGAAGGGUGGUAAGGAGGCAGUCGCCGAGGCGCCGAAGGAGGUCAAAGCUGAUGCGGAGAAAGCGGCGGUCAAAGGCGAUGAAAAGAAGGCGGCUGCCGGUGCCGAGGUGGUUCACUUUGACGAAGCUGGCGAUGCACUACCCGCAGCAGAUCCUCAAGAAAAUCCGUUCAAGGAAGGAAUACUCCCCGGCGAGCCCGAGCCCGAACCUCUGCAACCACCCUCCUCGCACGACGACAACGCUCCCCUCCGCGUCGUUUCCUCGACAGACGAAGAAGAAGAAGAGUUCUGCUCCGAACACCCGCUCCACUUCCUCGGCGCCGACAUCGAAGACAACAACGGCGACGGCGUCGCCGACGCCAUGUCGCUCGGUCGUCCCGCCUGGUUCAACGGCGGAAUCCUCGACACCAAGACCAUCUCGGACGAGGUGUACAUCAACCCCAACGCCUUCUCGCUCGACGGCGCGUGGGAGUUCCUCUUCGACGAAGAACAGUGGUGCAUCCGAAACUACACCUUGGGCAACAUCAGGCAGUUUGACUUGACCGAUCGAAUCGACGCGAUCAAGAGCAUCGCAAAGAACGCCGAGGUUAAAUUCCAUGCAAAGAUCCCCAAGCUUCCGAAGAAGGUUAAGAAGGACAAGUAG
This is a messenger RNA of Pseudozyma hubeiensis SY62, 2400 nucleotides long. RefSeq lists its product as hypothetical. Gene Ontology annotation, molecular function: alpha-1,3-mannosyltransferase activity. Gene Ontology annotation, biological process: protein O-linked glycosylation. The transcript has a single exon. NCBI's taxonomy places the organism in Eukaryota, Fungi, Basidiomycota, Ustilaginomycetes, Ustilaginales, Ustilaginaceae. Gene Ontology annotation, cellular component: Golgi apparatus. The record is from RefSeq and is a predicted model, not a curated record. The coding region runs from base 1 to 2400 and encodes 799 amino acids.